AUGACCGCCGCACCCGCAACUGUAUCCUCCAGCCUAGAUUUGAUCGGCAACACGCCGGUGGUCCGCCUCCGCAAAGUCGUCCCCGACAACCAUGCCGACGUCUACCUCAAAGUCGAAACCGGCAAUCCCACCGGUUCGCACAAAGACCGAAUGGCGCGAUCAAUGAUUGAAGAAGCCGAGCAACGCGGAGACCUCCGACCCGGAAUGACCGUGGUCGAAGCCACCGGCGGGAGCACCGGGUCCGCGCUCGCCUUCAUCUGCGGCGUCAAGGGCUACAAGUUCCUCGUGGUCUCGUCCGACGCUUUCGCCACCGAAAAGAUCCGGACGAUGCGUGCCCUGGGGGCGGAGGUCGAGCUCAUCCACAGUCCCUCAGGCCAGAUCACGCCUGAUCUGGUCCCGUCCAUGAUGCGACGCGCACAAGAGAUCGUCGACACCGGCGACAACUACUUCUACACGAAUCAGGCCACCAACCACGACGCGCUGAUCGGCUACGAGGGCAUCGGCAGGGAAUUGCUGCAGCAGUUUCCCGACGGGAUCGAUGCCUUCUGCGGCGCUGUGGGCGGUGCGGGCAUGGCGAUGGCUGUCUCCAGGGUCUUGAAGGCCCAAUGGCCCCAGACGCGCGUGGUAGUGCUUGAGCCGGCGUCUUCACCAGUCAUCACCGAAGGUCGCGCGGGCACGCACCAGGUCGAUGGGAUUGGGCUCGGGUACAUGCCCGCACACUUAGAUCGGGAGCUCUAUGAUGAGGCGCGCGGCAUACCGGAGGAAGACGCCCGUGCGAUGUGUCGGCGUCUUGCGAGAGAAGAGGGUUUGUUGGUUGGAACGUCGACGGGGUUGAAUGUUGUCGCUGCGAUUGCACUGGCGAAAGAGCUGGGGCCGGGAAAGACGGUUGUCACGGUCGCUUGUGAUACUGGGUUUAAGUACAUGAGUGGCAGUCUUUUUGCCGAC
Aspergillus aculeatinus CBS 121060 is the source of this 945-nucleotide messenger RNA. Its product is annotated as PLP-dependent cysteine synthase family protein. The annotation marks the transcript as partial. Gene Ontology annotation, cellular component: cytoplasm. The record is from RefSeq and is a predicted model, not a curated record. Gene Ontology annotation, biological process: L-cysteine biosynthetic process. The transcript has a single exon. NCBI's taxonomy places the organism in Eukaryota, Fungi, Ascomycota, Eurotiomycetes, Eurotiales, Aspergillaceae.